AUGGGUCCCUGUACGGCCUCCCAUUGCUGCUGUCUCCAUCGCCACACUCUGCCAUGUGCCACUUUCAGGUCUCCUCACACUCCUGCUGGUUUCCAUUUUGUCAUAGGUUGCUGUAUGGCCCCCCAUUGCUGCUGGCCUCACACCGCCACACUGUGGCUCCAAACACUGGUUUUGGCCCCGUGACUGGCCAAAUGAGUGAAUGUGUGCGGUGAUUCUAGGAUCGACGGCACUCAUCUGCAUGUCAUACUGACUGACAGUAUUAUUUCUCUUCCCAGCAGACUCCAAGGGCAUUUAAAUUAAAGGUACAGUGUUCUGCACUAAUAUUA
Molecule: messenger RNA, 326 nt
Organism: Staurois parvus
Lineage: Eukaryota; Metazoa; Chordata; Amphibia; Anura; Ranidae
Source: the annotation of a GenBank genome assembly